AAGGAUGAUAGAUCAAAGUUCUGGGCGAGAUACAAGAGGAUCUCGAAUGAGUAUGAUAAUGACCUCGUCAACCAAGCCCAAAGUGAUAUAACUGUUAUCCUGAAUUUUGCUGGUCUGCUCUCAACCAUCAUCACUACUUUUAUCAUCAGAAUGCAGCCCAACCCGGCAGACACUACCAAUGCCCUUUUGGUGCAGCUCAUAGUAAUC
Molecule: messenger RNA, 207 nt
Organism: Suillus discolor
Lineage: Eukaryota; Fungi; Basidiomycota; Agaricomycetes; Boletales; Suillaceae
Exons: 2
Source: RefSeq, a predicted model, not a curated record